Astyanax mexicanus (Mexican tetra) is the source of this 2711-nucleotide messenger RNA. RefSeq names its product ectonucleotide pyrophosphatase/phosphodiesterase 6 (gene enpp6). The coding region runs from base 77 to 1405 and encodes 442 amino acids. The transcript is spliced from 8 exons. NCBI's taxonomy places the organism in Eukaryota, Metazoa, Chordata, Actinopteri, Characiformes, Acestrorhamphidae. The record is from RefSeq and is a predicted model, not a curated record.
GCCCCGAGGCUGCACCGCGUGCUCCCGCUGCUCGCCCUGCAUCAGUCCGCUACAUGGACGUGGUCGCGGAGACACCAUGACGGGACUGGCGCGCGCACUCACACUGCUGGUGGUCCUGCUGGCGCUCGCGGGGAGCUGCGGGGCCCACCGUAAACUCCUCGUGUUUCUGAUCGACGGGUUCCGUUAUGAUUACAUCCACGAGCUGCAGAGCCUGCCGGGCUUCAGGGAGAUCGUGCAGAACGGAGUCAAAGUGGAUUACAUGACCCCGGACUUCCCCAGCCUGUCCUACCCCAACUACUACUCCCUGAUGACCGGUCGCAACUGUGAAGUGCACCAGAUGAUUGGGAAUUACAUGUGGGACAAAGACUCUCUAAAAGAGUUUGUAAUUGGAACAAAUCCAGACAGUCGCUUGCCCAUGUGGUGGAAUGGCUCAGAACCUCUCUGGAUAACCAUGCAGAAACUGGGCAAGAAUGUCUACAUGUAUUACUGGCCAGGGUGUGAAGUGGAGAUCCUUGGUGUCCGGCCAUCAUUCUGUGAGGAGUAUGUUUACAACCCCUCAGAGAAGAACCUGACUGACUCCAUUGAGAAUGCUCUCAAUGUGCUAAAGAGUAAUAAGGCGGACAUGGCAGCUGUUUACUAUGAGAGAAUUGAUGUGGAGGGGCACCACUAUGGUCCUGGGUCACAGCAGGUCCAAAGGGCUGUUCAUGGACUGGAUGUGGCAGUUCAGACGCUAAACCGCAAAAUCAAGGAGAAGAACAUGCAGAAUGAGCUGAACGUCAUCAUGUUCUCUGACCAUGGAAUGACUGAUAUCAAAUGGAUGGAGAAGGUCAUUGAACUGGAGGCUUACAUAAACAUGUCCGACAUCAUAAAGAUGAUGGAUAGAGGGCCAGUCGUUAGUUUGUGGCCCAAGCAAGCACGAUUUGAAGAGAUAUACAGGGCUCUGCAAGUAGUGGAAAACAUGAAUGUGUAUCGGACAUAUGAAAUCCCAGAUCGCUAUCACUACAAGGCCGGAAGGUUCGUCUCACCGCUGACGCUAGUUGCUGAGCCUGGAUGGUUCAUCACUGAGAGCAAAGCCAAGCUGCCCUUCUGGCAAAAUGGCACCGGAGAGGCGGAUGCCUGGCAGCAUGGUUGGCACGGCUAUGACAAUGAAUACGUGGAUAUGAGAGGCUUCUUUUUGGCACAAGGACCAGACUUCAAGAAGAAUUUCCAGGCAGGACCAAUCAGAGCAGUGGAUGUUUAUAAUAUAAUGUGUAACACACUGGGUAUCAAGCCUCUUCCAAACAAUGGCUCCUGGUCCAGAGUGGAAUUCAUGCUGGCGGACUCUGCUGGUGCUACACGGCCUGGGCUGCUUUAUAGCUGCAUGCUGGCAAUACUGACGCUGCUGCUGCUGUCUGCUCAGCUCUAGAACUUUCCUCCUUUUUAGCCCUUCUUUCAUCUGUGCUGUUUAAGGACAUCAAACCGGAGCAUACAGAGACACAAAGACCUACAUGGAGUAUGUAAUUAUUUAAAAUGAGAUAUGCUCAUGUGAUUCAGUGCAGUGUUCACAAACACAGUCAUAAAUAUAGCCAGUUACUUAAACAUGUAGAUAAAGGAUGAACUCUUUGCGCCUGUACAAGAAAAACUGAAACAUUAAGAUCGUGAGGACAAAGAGAUUUUUCAAUUUAUUUGAAUACUUUUUAAUCUAUUCUAUGAAAUUGUGUUGCACGAUGUUGCAUAAUAUUUUGUAUCCCGCCUGAAUGUCUGUUUUUGUUUGAAUGUCAUACAAUUAUGAAGGAUGCAAUGUUUUUCAUAUUCUACCUAUGAUACCCAGAAUCUUUGAAGUCUCUAUUGUUUUGAAUGUAAGUGAACAUAUUGGUUGUUUAUUUUUCAUUGAAAAUCUCCAUUAUCUCUUUCUCAUCACUAUUUCCUUAAUUUCUUUGUAAGAUCAUCUGUCUGGGUCUUUAAACUAAUUUUAGUUUUCUCAAUAAAAUAAAAUACAUAUAGACUUGUUGACCCGAAACAUAAUGCAACCUGUAUUGCUGCAAAACUCACUGAGAGUUUCUACAGUUUCUGAAUCACUUUCUCUGAUUUUGCUAUUUAUAGGUAGAUGUUUGAGUAAAAAUUAAAAUUGUUGUUUUAUACUAUAAACUAUGGACAACAAAAAUACUGUCAUUUAGAGCUUUUAUUUGCAGAAAAUGAGAAAUGGCUGAAAUGACAAAAUAAUGAAACCUUAAAUAAUGAAAAAAGUAAGUGCAUAUUCAUAAUGUUUUAAGAGUUCAGAAAUCAAUAUUUGGUGUAUUAACCCUGGUUUUUAAUCACAGUUUUCAUGCACCUUGCCAUGUUCUCCUUCACCAGUCUUACACACUGCUUUUGGAUACCUUUAUGCCACUCCUGGUGCAAAAAUUCAGGCAGUUCAGUUUGGUUUGAUGGCUUGUGAUCAUCCAUCUUCCUCUUGAUUAUAUUCCAGAGUUUUUUUUUCAUUUGGUAAAAUCCAAUUUUAAGUGGUCUCUUAUUUUUUCCAUAGCUGUAUGCAGAAAAACUGUAUAAAGGAUUACAGGUGUUGUCUGAUUAGACACAUGUAUAAAAGCGCUUUUCCAGUUGCCCUAUGGAAAGGCUCUCAGAGGAUACUUUUGUGUAGUGCACCUCUUGGUGAGAGAUUGUUGUCGCACAUCAUUGGAUUGAGAAAAGCAGGAGAGCUGUUUUGAUAAACUGCCUGCUAUCUGGGCCAUCUG